AUGGCUUACAUUUUUUAUUUUUCUGUAGAUCCAGUUGCCACACUUCCUCCCAUACCAGGAAACCCAGGUUCUCGAGGACCAAAUGGUGAUCCAGGUGACCGUGGAGAGCCAGGCCCCCCAGGUCCUCCUGGACCCAGAGGAUAUAGUGGUGACCCUGGAAGACCUGGUCCGAGAGGUGAAGCAGGAGAGGCUGGACCCGAGGGACCAGCAGGGCCUCCAGGAGGUUCAGUUGGAAGUGCUGGAGUAAAAGGACCCGAUCCUGGUCUCAGCCGGGAUGGUAUCAAAGGCGAAACUGGCCCUCCAGGUCCCAGAGGACCUCCAGGAAGCCCAGGAAAACGUGGACCCCCAGGGUCAAAUGGGGGAGCAGGACAGCCCGGUAAACAAGGAGAUACAGGACCCCCUGGUCGUCCUGGUCCGCCAGGACCCAGAGGAGAAGCUGGACUUGAUGGUUUUGAUGGUGACCCUGGAGAACCUGGACUUAAUGGAGAGGGUGGUCCACCUGGUGCACCAGGUCCCCCAGGACCACCUGGUCUGGCUGGUGAUGUGGGUCAUAAGGGAGAUGUGGGAGAAAAAGGACCUAAAGGAAGUAAAGGAAACUCUGGAGUUCCUGGUGAAAGGGGAUCACCUGGUACUGCUGGGACCCCUGGUUAUGAUGGACAACCUGGAGAACCUGGAUUGGUUGGUAGCACAGGAAAGCCUGGGCGAAAAGGACCAGUUGGUCAGAGAGGAAAUGAGGGGCCCCCUGGACCACAAGGACGCCUGGUAUGAAUUUAAUCCUAUAAA
Pocillopora damicornis (cauliflower coral) is the source of this 783-nucleotide messenger RNA. RefSeq lists its product as uncharacterized. The record is from RefSeq and is a predicted model, not a curated record. Gene Ontology annotation, molecular function: extracellular matrix structural constituent. NCBI's taxonomy places the organism in Eukaryota, Metazoa, Cnidaria, Anthozoa, Scleractinia, Pocilloporidae. Gene Ontology annotation, cellular component: extracellular matrix.